UCCCCUUCCUGUUCCUCACUACUAGUUUUCUCGUCAUGGCGGCUGGAGGUCCGACUCCGAGUAGUACCGUGUGAUACUGCCGGCUCGCGUGCGCGUAUUACUGCAGUAGUACACGUAGUAGUACUGCGAAGUACUGCAAGUGCGUGGAUAGUACUUUGGGGAGUCGUCAACUGGAGUAACAGAAGUCAGCGCGCGACCCCGCUAGCUCUGCUAACAGCGCGAGGCGAGGAGCCGAAAGAGGGGACUCUUGUUUUGGAGGAGAGGAGUCUUGUUUUGGAGGAGAGGACUCUUGUUUUGGAGAAGAGAGGACUCUUGUUUUGGAGAAGAGAGGACUCUUGUUUUGGAAGGAGAGAAGAGAGGACUCUUGUUUUGGAAGGAGAGGACUCUUGUUUUGGAGGAGGCCAUGCCCUCCCCCCCCUCCCCCUAGCCCAGGAUGGGCGUGACGUGACGGCUGCUCUGGGUCCCGUGGCGAUGGAGGAGUCGGUGCUCCUAGACCUCCUGGAGUGCCCCGUGUGCCUGGAGCGCCUGGACGCCUCGGCCAAGGUGCUGCCCUGCCAGCACACCUUCUGCCGGCGCUGCCUGCUGGGCAUCGUGGGCUCGCGGCCCGAGCUGCGCUGCCCCGAGUGCCGCACGCUGGUGGGCACGCCCGUGGACGCACUGCCCAGCAACAUCCUGCUGGUGCGGCUGCUGGACGGCAUCAAGCAGCGGCCGCGCCGCCCCGGCCCCGCCCCCCCCGCCGGCCCCAGCGCCGCGGCGGGGCCCCGCCCCCCGGGCCCCCGGGAGCCCGGCGCCCCGGCCGCCGCUCAGCCCCAGCGCGCCCAGCCCAAGAGCAGCCUGCUGCGGGUGGGCGUCGCCCAGCUCCCGUGCGCCAAGGCGCUCUACAACUACGACGGCAAGGAGUCGGGCGACCUGCGGUUCUCCAAGGGGGACGUGAUCGUCCUGCGGCGGCAGGUGGAUGAGAACUGGUUCCACGGGGAGACGGCGGGCGCCAGCGGCUUCUUCCCCACCAACUUCGUGCAGGUGCUCACGCCGCUGCCGCUGCCGCCGCCGCAGUGCAAGGCCCUCUACGACUUCGAGCUCAAGGACAAGGAGGCCGACAAGGACUGCCUGCCUUUCUCCAAGGACGAUGUCCUGACCGUUAUCCGGCGGGUGGAUGAGAACUGGGCAGAGGGCAUGCUGGGGGAUAAGAUCGGGAUAUUCCCCAUCUCCUACGUUGAGUUCAACGCGGCAGGGCGCCACCUGGUGGAGCUGGACAAGCCCUCGGAGCCCGGCGGGGACUGGGCCGAGGGCGCGUCCCCGGGGGCCCAGGGGCCCGGGGUCCCGCGGGGGGCCGGGGAGAAGAAGAACACCAAGAAGAGGCACUCGUUCACCUCCCUCACCAUGUCCCACAAGCCCUCGCUGGCGCCGCCCCCCCAGCGCCACUCCAUGGAGAUCAGCGGCCCGGUGCUCAUCAGCUCCUCCAACCCCACGGCCGCCGCGCGCAUCGGGGAGCUCAGCGGGGGGCUGUCCUGCUCCGCCCCCUCCCAGGUUCACAUCUGCACCAGUGGGCUCAUUGUGACUCCGCCCCCCAUCAGCCCGUUGACCACGGCAACGGUCUUCGCCUUUCCCCCCGAGACGGGCUACACGUCCAUCAGUGUGGACGCCCUCCCUCCUCCCCCGCCUCCUCCCCCCCAGUCUUCAGUAUCCGGUGCUGUGUCCUCAUUGGCUGCGGCCCAGAGGCCCGCCCCCGGGCCGGGAGAGCCAACUGGGAGACAGAGGCCCACUGUCUACGUGGCCAUGUUCCCCUACCCCCCCCGUAAGGAGGACGAGCUGGAGCUGAGGAAGGGAGAGAUGUUCCUGGUGCUGGAGCGCUGCCAGGACGGCUGGUUCAAGGGCACCUCCAUGCACACCGGCAAGAUCGGGGUGUUCCCCGGCAACUACAUGAGCCCCAUCAACCGGACUCUGUCGGGGGUCGGCCCGCCCAAGCUCCCCCUGACCCUGGCCCCCCCCCAGGGUGGGCGGAGCCUCGGCGCCCCCACCCCUCUGUCCCCGCCCCCCUCCUCCUCCCCCGCUCCGGGCCCCGACGCCAACAAACCUCUCCCAGCAUGCACCGGGCCGGCGGGGGGCGUGGCCCAGGCGGUGGUCAGCGCGGCGGCGGCGCAGACGGCCACGGGGCAGCAGCCGAAGGCCGCCGUGCACGUGAACGCCCAGAUGACGGUGAACCAGGCCCGCAACGCCGUGCGCUCCGCCGCAGGCCACGCCCAGGACCGGCCCGCGGCCGCGGCGGCCCCACCCCUCCAGCCCGCCCCCGCCGGGGCCUUCCUGGCCUACCCCGCCCCCGCCCCCGGCCCCUCCUCCCGUGGGGGCGUGGCCCUGGGCUGUGCCUCCGCCUCCCUGACUCCGCCCAAUGUCAGCGCCGCCUCCCUGGAGGGCGACGCCCAGAGGCAACCCGUCGGCCCCGGCAACGGCUCCCCCAACAACGGCAACCUGGGGUUGUCAUGCCGACUGGAGAAGGAUGCUAAGAGAGAGAAGAAGGGUCUUCUGAAGCUGCUGUCGUCCAAUAAGAAGCGUGGCCGCUGCUCGCCCCCGCCCUCCCCCACGCUGGACCCCGAGGGCCCGGGGGAGGGGCCCCUGGGGGGUCCGGAGGCGGGCCGCCCAGAGCCCGACGCCGCGGGGGCCGCCGCCCCCCCGCCCAUCGCCCCGCCCCCCCGCCUGGCCUGCUCCUCGCUCUCCUCCCAUCACCAUGACGCCCACCCCAUCGUCUGCGAGCGGUACCGGGUGGUGGUCUCCUACCCCCCCCAGAGCGAGGCGGAGCUGGAGCUGAAGGAGGGCGACGUGGUCUUCGUGCACCGGAAGCGGGAGGACGGCUGGUUCAAAGGCACCCUCCAGAGGAACGGACGCACCGGCCUGUUCCCCGGCAGCUUCGUGGACAGCGUCUGAGGCCGGGACCCCUGACCCCUGACCCCUGACCCCGCCCCGCCCCCGGGGGGGUUGCCAAGGUGACAGAAGUCCGACGGCAUCAGGGGAGGGAGGGUCUCCGGGCUGGGGGUUCUGGAGCGGGGCCGGGCUCGGCGGUCCUCCCUGAGGUCCUCAACACCUUCAGGGACCAGGAGGACCCCCCUGCCCCGCCCCCCCCUCACCCUCACCUUAUACAUGAGGACCACAGUGGGGCCACCUGCCCCCGGCCGUCACCAGACUGCUGAUUGGCCGCUGGCGCCAUGCUCGGACAUCUCGCCACCCUGGUUGUCACUGGCAACAGGGUAAGAUUGCACAUCCCAGAAUAGUUUCCCAGAAGGCCGCAGUACUAGGGGACCCUCCCCAGCUUCUCAGAUCUGUCACUGCCGUCUUCACUCCAGACCGUGGAGUCAAAGGAAUACUUUAAUGAAUACUUUAAUGAAUAUUAUCUCCUAGUUUAUAGUUCCAUGUACUGACUGACGGACCGGGCUGUCAGGAGAUCCACCGCACUGGAGCUCUGGAUCCACUGGAUCUCUAGAUCACGAGGUUCUACAACCAGUGAGGUCACUGGAUCUCUGGAUCCACAGGAUCUCUAGAUCACAAGGUUCUCCAACCAGUGAGGUCACUGGUUGGAGAACCCCAAUGACUCCGGGGGUCGUACCCCUCCGGUGGGUCGUACCACGCUGGUGGGUCGUUCCACUCUGGUGACUCCGUGGGUCGUACCACUCCGGUGGGUCGUACCACUCUGGUGGGUCAUUCCACUCCGGUGACUCCGUGGGUCGUUCCACUCCAGUGGGUCGUACCACUCUGGUGGGUCGUUCCACUCCGGUGACUCCGUGGGUCGUACCACUCCGUGGGUCGUACCACUCCGUGGGUCGUACCACUCCGUGGGUCGUACCCCUCCGGUGGGUCGUACCACUCUGGUGGGUCGUACCACUCUGGUGGGUCGUACCACUCCGUGGGUCGUACCACUCCGUGGGUCGUACCCCUCCGGUGGGUCGUACCACUCUGGUGGGUCGUUCCACUCCGGUGACUCCGUGGGUCGUACCACUCCGUGGGUCGUACCACUCCAGUUGUGCGUCGUAGAGCUGAACCGGCAGCUGUGCGUCUCACUCCUCUAACGUACAUUCCUUACUUCCUUACUGACUCGUAGCACAAAGAACAAAGAACCCUAACGUCUUAAGCACAAAGUAUUCUUCCAUGUUGCGUAUCAGAACUAUGUCGUGUAUUCCGUUGUGCUGGGACCUGAGAGGCAUUACUUGAACGCAGAAUGAUUCCUGAUGUAGCGGAACAGGUUCGCCUUUGGUUGUUUUGACUUGAAUUGCUGCACAAACUGACUGGACGGACGGACGGACGGACGGACGGACUGACUGACGGGGACAGUGAUGGGGGGGUCACAGCACAGUGCUCGACCCUCUGACCGGCGACACGCAGCGACUGGCCCCCUGCUCUGGUCCUGUUGUAGGGCCCUCCUGGGGGGGCCCCUAUAGACGCUGUGUUUAUUGAUAACGGAGAAGGCUGGAAAUACGGUACUAAACACUGUUGGUGUGAAUGACUCAUGGGUGACAGGAUGAGGGGAUGAGUGACAGGAUGAGGGGAUGAGGGGAUGAGUGACAGGAUGAGGGGAUGAGUGACAGGAUGAGGGGAUGAGUGACAGGAUGAGGGGAUGAGGGACAGGAUGAGGGGAUGAGUGACAGGAUGAGGGGAUGAGGGACAGGAUGAGGGGUUGAUGAUGUGGUCCGGACUGGUGAGUGGACUUGGUGUCGUUACACACAGAAAGAAAACAUCUGCAUCUACACCACCCAUAGCUACACCACCCGCACAUACACCCCUCCUACACCACCCAUAGCUACACCACCCAUAGAUACACCACCCAUAGCUACACCACCCACAAGUACACCCCUCCUACACCACCCAUAGCUCCACCCACACAUACACCACCCACACGUACACCCCUCCUACACCACCCAUAGCUACACCACCCACACAUACACCACAACAUCUCCACCCACACUUACACCACUACAACACCACCCACACAGAUCUGCCUCCUCCCGCUCCACCCAGGUCAUGUGUAGGUGUAGGUCACCCCAGCUGUGAGCUACGUCAGGUAGCCGCUUUACUCCACCUGACUCCUCUUGCUAAGAUGUCUGACUUGAUUUUUGUAUGAUUUAUCUUUUGUAUAGUUAGUUCGAUUAAAUCAACGGCCCGCCUGUUAGAGGGACAAUAAUAACAAUAAAGAUCAUUCUUUCA
Molecule: messenger RNA, 5187 nt
Organism: Gadus morhua (Atlantic cod)
Lineage: Eukaryota; Metazoa; Chordata; Actinopteri; Gadiformes; Gadidae
Gene: sh3rf1
Product: SH3 domain containing ring finger 1
Molecular function (GO): protein binding
Source: RefSeq, a predicted model, not a curated record